AUGGAUUCCAAAGAUAGAGUGAUUCUCAACUUAUUUUACGAAUGAUCAGGAACUCAGCCAGGACAAAGCGUGUUCGUAGUAGGGUCGAUCCCAGUCUUAGGCUCAUGGGAUAUAAAUAAAUGUAUUGAAAUGUACACAGACAAGCUGAUAUAUCCUCAAUGGACUACUAAGGUGUUAAUACCUUCAGGAACAACAUUUGAGUAUAAAUAUCUUAUUGCUAAUAGUCAUGACCGGAAUAUCGUUAGGUGGGAGGUUCUGCCUUAUAAGUACAACAGAACUCUUAUAGCCACGGCAUGACAAUCCAUUGUGAUCAAUGAGAUGGAAGGCAUGUUUGAAAGGGGAGUUGAGUAUGUCACUCCUAGUUUUUCGAACUAUAAAACAUCAAAAUAAGCCAGAGCCUCUUUUAGAGAUCUCCAAAAUGAUUAAAAAUAGGGAGUUAGGAAAGAAGAUCAAUAAAGAUUCAACAAAAGAAGUGUAUCAGAGCCAUAUGACUGAAAUAAAAGAAGAAGAGAAAAGAAUUGGGGAAUCUGAUGAAGAUUUAGACCAUAAAAAUCAGAAUACAGGAGAAGCAAGGUCCCAGGCAGCCAUGCCUAAUACCAACCAAUUUGAUAUAAGGAAGAAGUACUCUCAAGUUGAAUCUGAUGAAGAGGAGGGCCUCAAGGUUAUCAGAAUAGAAAGUGAAUCAGAUAAUCAUGAUGUUCGUUUCAUGGCAGAGAAUGAAAGUGAAACACCUCUUGGUCACAACUUUUUCGAAUCUGGUUCUGAAGAAAGUGAUUACCAAGAGGAAGAAGAUGAAGAGCACGAUAAUAGUUUUGAUUACAUGAACGAGGAAGAGAAGGACCUUAUUUUCACUCCUAAUGAUUGUGUUAUUAUGGCUUCAAUUAAGCUACCUUUAGCAGUAAAGAAAAGGGAGAAUGGCAAGCUUGAGUUGGUACCAUCAGGAUCUAUCCUAAAUCAUCAGAUGUAUAAUAUUCGUCAGAAAUCUCCAAUCAAUGCCGUCUGGGUUGGGCUACCCAACUACAUCCCUGAGAACACUGAAGAAGAAGAGGAGAUCAUUAAGCUUUAUGAAGAAGCUAACUGCAGUCCUAUUUUUGUGGAUGAAGAAUUUAAUGAAGAAUUUUAUAAUUAUUAUGAACAUGUAAUGAAGCCCUUAUUCUACAACUUUAAAGGACUCUAUGAUGAUUACACUUUUGAGAACAGGCAGGAUAACUGGCAGUGUUAUAAAAGAAUGAAUGAGAAGUUUGCCUCAAAAAUUAUGGAAGUUAAGGACAAAUAUGAGGCAGAAAGGGCUAAUAUUUUCAUAUGGCUCAACAACCAUCAACUAUUCUUAGUGCCCCAAUUUCUUAGAAGGAGUAUCAGAGAUUCUCACAUCGGAUUGUAUAUCCACUCGCCCUUUCCAAGCUCAGAUGUUUUUAGGAUCUUUACUUAUAAACAUGAAAUUUUGAAGUCUAUUCUGGAAUGUGAUUGCAUCGGAUUUCAUGUUUUCGAACAAGCCAGGCAUUUCAUGGUCUGAUGUAAAAGAGUUAUGGGUAUUGAAAACGAAAUGGCAAAGAAUGGAAAUUAUAUUGUAAAGUAUAAGAAAGAUAAGCCUGUCAUGAUCAGAAUCGGUCAUGCAGGAGUGACUCCAAGUUACAUCCAAAAUAUUGUAAAAUCCCCUGAAUUUAAGAAGAAGUUUGACCAGAUAGAAAUGAGACAUAGACGUAUCCAAAUAGCUUCUAUUGAUCCUUUGUCUCAUUAUUCUGGCAUUAGAGCAAAGUUGAUUGCAUACCAUAAAUUCUUAGGAAUGAAAGCUUACUACAAAAGAGACUGUAAGCUAAUUCAAUACAUCAAUCUAUCUAAGGUGUACGGUGAGGAGUACUAUCAAGAGCUAAAAGACUCUAUUGAUGAAAUGUACGAGAAAAUCAAGAAAGAUUAUGGAGAAGAAGUAAUAGAGAUUGUUAAAACUACUUCUUAUGAUAUCGAAAGAUACCUCAUUUGGGCCCAGACAGACAUUUUGUUUAUCACCAAUAAGAGAGAUGGUCUUUACAUGUCUCCGAUUGAGUAUAUUGUAGUCAGAGAUUUAGUUGGCAAAGCAAAGAAGUCUCUAGUUGUUCUCUCAGAAUUUGUUGGAAUCUCUAGGCUUCUCUCUGGAGCUUUAUGAUUUAACCCUUAUAAUAUUAGAGAAAUGUUGUGGUGCCUUGAGAAUGCUGUAGCUCAUUGAAUCUCUGGUGACACAGAGGAAAAAUUCAAGGGGAUGCUGACAUAUGUAAAUACGCAUCCCAUUGAUCUUUGGGCAUAUAAAUUUCUAAAAGAUAUCAAGUUUAUCAACGACAAGAGGAAGAUCCUUAUUGGCCAUGAAGGAAGGAAACUGCUCACUACUCAAAUUGCUAAUCAGAAAAAGAAAGAAUAUUUAAAAAGCAGGGAAUUUUUUAGGAAUUAUGGAAGCUCAAGAUCUCGAUUAAUAAUUUUUAUGGUGAACAAGAUCCAAGAAAUCCUUAUUGACAAGAACUCGGAAACUGAAUACGAAGAAGAGAGUGACGAUAUCAGUGACACUGACUUCUCUGAAGUCACUAUAGAUCUAAUUAAGAAAUUAUCAGAGGAUUCUCACAAUAAAAUUUGGGUGAUUUCUGCAGACACUAAGCAGAAAGUUCAUAAAGUCUUCUCAAAAAUUGAAAAUAUAGGGCUUGCAGCUGAGGAUGGAUAUUUUUAUAGGUGGAAUUCCAAAGGAAAUAAGGGCGAAAAUGAUUGGUCUACUUUCCUCAGAGAUGAAGACUGCAGCUGGAUCGAAUUAGUAACCACAGUUAUGAAAAACUUUACUGAUAGCACAGAGGGGUCUUACAUUGAAGAGAAAUAUUCUAUGAUAUCCUGGAAUUACUCCAAACUAGCUCCUGAUUAUGGUCUUGGACAAAUGAAAGAGCUAAAUACCUUACUUAAAGAGAUCUUCAAGAACUUUGACAUUCAGAUUAACAUGAGGAAGGGGAAGUUAGAAGUGAAGAGCAAGGUUGAGCCCAAGGACUUGAUUAUCAAAAUCAUGAACAAAAUGUCGAUGAUUUAUCCUAUUGAUUUUAUCCUUACAUUCGGAGAAGAAGAAAGGUACAAUGAGAUGCUUUCAUUCUUGGAUUACAAGAAGAACUUUUCCAGAUUUACCUCUUCAGUUUGCUCUACAGCAACAUGUGGGAUAAAGAACACGAAUUUUAUGCAGGACGUAUUGCUUAGACUUAUUGAAGAAAGCUCUGGAUAACCUUCCUCUCCAUUCAAUCCUGA
This is a messenger RNA of Moneuplotes crassus, 3243 nucleotides long. NCBI's taxonomy places the organism in Eukaryota, Ciliophora, Spirotrichea, Euplotida, Euplotidae. The record is from the annotation of a GenBank genome assembly.